Molecule: messenger RNA, 3073 nt
Organism: Triticum aestivum (bread wheat)
Lineage: Eukaryota; Viridiplantae; Streptophyta; Magnoliopsida; Poales; Poaceae
Product: DEAD-box ATP-dependent RNA helicase 13
Exons: 15
Coding region: 107-2617 (836 amino acids)
Cellular component (GO): cytosol
Molecular function (GO): ATP binding; nucleic acid binding; RNA helicase activity
Source: RefSeq, a predicted model, not a curated record
CCAAAAAAAGAAGUCCAAACCACAACCCUCACCUCUUCCUCCCCUUCUGCCGUCGCCCGUCGCCGCCAGCGCCACCGCCGCCUCCUCCCGCCGCCCUCGGUCUCCGAUGGCCGACGCACCGGAGCAGCCUACGCCAGACCCGCCCACACCGCCGCAGGAGGCCAUCCAAAGGCCUAAGAAAAAUAAGAAAGGCCGCAGGAAGAAACCGAAGAAAGCCGCCGCCGCCACUGCCGCCCCGUCCUCCUCUGGCGCCACCAUGGUCGAGGACCCCUUCCUCGUCCUCGCCGGCGGCAAGGAAGGAGGGUUCCUGGAGCUGGAGGAGAUCGACGGGGCCGACUUCGGGAUCUUCGGGAGCGUCGUGGAGGACGUGGGAGGAAGUGAGAAGAAAGCGUGGAAUGACCAGAAGAAGAAGAGGAAGAAGAAACGCAAGCGAGGGGAUGCCAAGCGCUUGGAUGGCGAUGCAGGCGGCGAUGGUGAUGGUGAUGGCGAUUGUGCAGGCGAUUCGGUAGCUGAGAGCGAGGAGGAGGGUGAGAAGGGUGAGAAGAAAGGAAAGAGGAAGAAGAGGAACAAGAAGAAGAGGAAGGUGAAGGAUAAUGAUUCAGAGAGCAAGGAGGACGUUGCUGAUGACAAUGUGGAAGAUAUGCAAGAUGACAUUGAAAAUAUGGAACAAGACAACAAAGAGGAGGUGAAAUUGGGUGAGGAUGAACUUUAUGCGUGGCUAGAGCUAAGAUUGCAUCCCCUUCUUAUCAAGGCAAUGCACAGGCUUGGGUUCAAUGAACCAACACCUAUACAGAAGGCUUGCAUUCCUGCAGGGGCUCAUCAAGGCAAGGAUGUUAUUGGAGCAGCUGAGACAGGUUCUGGCAAGACACUUGCUUUUGGUCUCCCUAUUUUGCAGCGCCUUCUUGAAGAACGAGAGAAGACCACAAGAUUACAUGUAGAAGAUGAAAAAGCAGCGGAGGGAAGUUCUACAGGAGGCCCACUCAGAGCACUUAUUUUGACACCCACCAGAGAACUUGCCAAACAGGUCUGUGAUCAUCUAAAAGAAGCAGCUAAGUUCUUAGGAAUUCAUGUUGUUCCUAUUGUUGGUGGUUUAUCCAUGGAAAAGCAAGAACGACUUUUGAAAAAGAAACCUGAAAUUGUUGUUGGAACUCCAGGAAGACUAUGGGAGCUAAUGUCAUCAGGCAAUCAGCACUUAGUUGAGCUUCAUUCAUUGUCAUUCUUCGUGUUGGACGAGGCUGAUAGAAUGAUAGAGCGUGGUCAUUUUAAAGAAGUGCAAUCUAUAAUUGAGAUGCUUCCAUUAUCCAAUAGUUCUGAUGAGCAAACUGUAAAAGCCACGUCAAGCUGUGAAACUGUAGCAAAUUUGCAAAUAAAGAAGAGGCAAACCUUUGUCUUCUCGGCAACGCUUGCGCUUUCAGCUAAUUUUCGUAAGAAGUUGAAGCGUGGGCUUUCUACUUCAAAGACAGCGACGGCUGAUGAUCUUAGUUCUAUUGAAGCACUUUCAAAGCAGGCUGGUAUGAAACCUAAUGCAGAAAUAGUUGAUUUGACAAAUGCUUCGAUCUUGCCUGAGAAACUUGAAGAAUCAUUCAUCGAGUGUAGUGAUGAUGAUAAGGAUGCCAACCUUUAUUAUAUAUUGAGUGUUCAUGGGCAAGGCCGCACGAUAGUAUUUUGCACAUCGAUUUCCGCACUGCGCCACAUUUCUUCCUUAUUACGCACUCUUGGAAUAAAUGUCUUGACAAAUCAUGCUCAAAUGCAACAAAGGGCUCGCAUGAAGGCUGUGGAUCGUUUCCGUGAAGGUGAGAACUCCGUUUUGGUCGCGACUGAUGGUUUUGCAAGGGGCAUGGACUUUGAUAAUGUUCGAACUGUUAUCCAUUAUCAACUGCCACACUCAAGUGAUGUUUAUAUCCACAGGAGUGGAAGGACAGCGCGUAAAUCAUUGACUGGCUGCAGUAUUGCAUUAAUCUCCCCUGCCGACAAAGCCAAGUUUUACUCUCUUUGCAAGUCAUUUUCAAAGGAGAACCUGCAGCAGUUUCCUGUUGAUCAGGCCUACAUGCCUGCAAUAAUGAAUAGGCUCUCCCUUGCUCGGCAGAUUGACAAGAUAUCAAGUAAAAAUUCAAAGGAAAAUGCUAACAAAUCCUGGCUUCAGAGGAAUGCUGAAUCCAUGGGUUUGAUAUUGGAGGCUAGUGACAGUGAGGAAGAACGUGUACGGGGCCACAAGCAACGAAAGGCGACUUCGGCACAGCUCCAGAAACUUCAACAGGAUUUGAAUGAACUCUUGCAACAUCCCUUGCAGCCUAAGACAUUCUCACGCCGCUAUUUGGCUGGGGCUGGUAUUUCACCAUUGCUUCAAAAGCAACUAGAAGAGUUGUCCAAAAGGCAUGUAAACAGUAAUAGCAGUAAUGACAAUAAUAAAGGAUCGCGGUUUGUUAUGAUUGGCCAGGAUCGUGUGGAACCGUUGAAAGCUCUUCAAGAUUCUGGGCAAGAGAUUUGUGUGAACAUGGACAAGCAAAGGGAGAAGAGAAGACUUGCUGAGAAUUGGAGGCGAAAGAAACACGAAGAGAAGAAAAGCACACGAGAACAAAAGAGAAAGGACAGGAGAAGUGCUAAAGAGAGGGACUGAAUAAUAAAUGAAACACUGAAAGAGGAGGCAUGUAUUGUUUUGUUUGUCUCAGGGUUAGAAGGGGUAAAUGUGCUAGGCUGCUUCAUCAUCAGGCCACUUCCCACGAUUCCUUUCGAGAAUGCAUGCCUUCGCUGUUCAUUUUGACAUGAAAGAUGAUUGAAGAAUGUCAGUUGGAGGAAACGAGAUCGAGGCCGUGUAUUCCGUGUUUUGCAGUAGAAGAUAAGUUAGAACUGAGCCCUAGCAGAUAAUGAAAGCCGUACAAUUGACCCGUCUCUGUAACAUGUGUACGUUAUCACAGUUUAUCUUUGAGUGCUGAUAUGUUUUUGUUGUCCUGAGUGAGUUCACCCAGAUGUUAUAUGUGGUAGAAUUUUCAGGGCCUGUGCUAUUAUGGACCUUGACUUGAUUAGGUGUCUGUCUGUCCAGGUGUGCUCAAUGAAACAGAAGACUGUAACAGUA